AUGUGUUUUGUCACAAUAAACCGCUGGCGAUCAUGCCAGCACGACGAACGCACAAAGAUUGUUACCGCUUUCUGCACCAACGCCAAAGCCAGUGCCCGGGCUGGAGCUUCGUCGGCCGGUCCGAGAUACUGCGGUCGCGGGAUGUGCUCACCUCAGUACAUCAAUGAAUACGACUCCGACGACCCCAGCGGUGGUGUCUGUCCUGACUGCACCACCGAAAUGGAGGAAGCUGAAAGACACAAUCAACAGGAGCAGCCUCCAGGAGAUGGCAGCGAUGCUUCUACACCGACAAGUCAACGAACCGGGCCCGAAAUCUUUCAGGUCUACCAGAACUAUCGGGCCGACAAUCCAUUACCCAAUGUCACAUCACCUCUCCCUCCCCGGCAGCCAUUCCCCCCCUGGGAAGAAUCUCUCUCUCGCCCCGUGCCCCUGAACAUCCCCGUCGUGAUGCCUCAGCAGUACUACCAGCCGUACCUCCAGGCGCACCUCCACCCAGCUUCAAGGCUUCACCCCCCGGGUACACCACCAGUUCCUCCUCCUCGUCCAAAUUGGUCGUUCAUCUACAACCUCAAGAAUGCUGGACGAGAGAACUCUGCAACGAGUUCGGGUUCGUGGUCCUCGAAUAUUGUGCACCGUGUGUCUUCUAACUAUCCGCAGAGAACGAGAGUUGCGAUUGAGCAGGCUGUGGCUAAUCAGACGCCGGAGAGGAGGGCCGAGCUUCUGAGAGGAUAUGCAAAUAUGAUCUCAAUGUCGUUCGAAUAG
Morchella importuna is the source of this 762-nucleotide messenger RNA. RefSeq lists its product as uncharacterized. Lineage: Eukaryota; Fungi; Ascomycota; Pezizomycetes; Pezizales; Morchellaceae. The transcript has a single exon. The coding region runs from base 1 to 762 and encodes 253 amino acids. The record is from RefSeq and is a predicted model, not a curated record.